This is a messenger RNA of Schistocerca gregaria, 2199 nucleotides long. Its product is annotated as eEF1A lysine and N-terminal methyltransferase homolog. The transcript has a single exon. NCBI's taxonomy places the organism in Eukaryota, Metazoa, Arthropoda, Insecta, Orthoptera, Acrididae. Gene Ontology annotation, molecular function: S-adenosylmethionine-dependent methyltransferase activity. Bases 86 to 2104 code for a protein of 672 amino acids. The record is from RefSeq and is a predicted model, not a curated record.
CUGGUUAGAAUAUUUUUUGUUGUGUUCAUGUAGCCGCUAAGCUUUCAGACGCUGAAAGCUUGUUAACCUGUUGCGCAGAAUAUAAAUGAGCCUUUUACCAAAGUCUCACGAAGAAUUUAGUCACAAGGAUUUCUGGAAUUCGUUUUUCAAGAAACGGGGAACCAGGGCUUUUGAGUGGUACGGAGAGUACCCGGAACUAUCUGGCCUGUUGCACAAAUAUAUCAAGCCAAAGGACAUUAUUCUUAUGAUAGGUUGUGGAAAUUCCUCACUGAGUGCAGAUUUAUAUGAUGUUGGCUACAGGCAUCUAACAAAUAUAGACAUUAGUUAUGUUGUUAUACGGCAGAUGAUUGAAACACAUGGCAAGGAUCGGCCAGAUAUGGUUUAUCAGCAGAUGGAUGCCUUACAUAUGACAUUCGAUGAUAAUGAGUUCAGUGUUGUUCUCGACAAAGGAACACUUGAUGCUUUGAUGCCAGACAACAGUGAAGAAGUUCAGAAGAGAAUAGAUAAAUUAUUCAGUGAGAUAGAUCGUGUCCUACGGAUGGGUGGCCGUUAUGUCUGUGUCUCUUUACUUCAAGAACACAUUCUUCUGAAACUGUUGGAGUACUUCCCAGCUGCAGGGUGGAUGUUCAGAGUUUGCAGGUGUAUUGAAGCUGAAAGAAAAUCACCUGAUGGAGAUGGGCCUGCCUUCCCCGUUUUUGUAGUAAUUUGCACUAAGUUCAAGAAACUGGCCAAUGCAACACCAGUUCUGGAAGUGUGCUUUACUUGUGAACAAAUUCAGAGAGUAAAAACACAAUCAGAUGUUGUUAUUGCUGUGAGGUCUGUGCAGCAGUCGGCAAUGGUGUGUGCCCGAUUGAGUCGUGGCACUGUUGCAGGCCAUGGUGAGGUAUCUUUAGAUUUGCAUCGACCUAAUGAAGAUACACCACGUUAUACUGUUUAUGUACUGGAUCAGCCAUACUCGAGAGAGACUAGUCGUCGCUUCGCAGCUUUCAUUGUACCACAAGGAAGAGAAACUGAGUGGCUGUUUGCAACCCCAGAAGGCAGAGUUGCAUUGCUAAAGUCUGCUGGCUUUGACAGGCUGGCAGUAGUAGCAUUACAUAGAGAUCACACAUAUAAGGGUUUGGAUGCAGUACAGGAAGAAUUGUGUGACAGUAUCUUGCACUUAGCGCCGCCAGGAUGUCGACAGGGUAAUCAGAUUCCCUUCCUAUCAGUUGGAUCUGAUGUUGGCCGUAGAGAAGUCUGUUACCGAGGCCAUAGUCAAAUGUCAGGUGACUUUGUGGUAGAAGAAGCUGAAGGUGAUGGUGGAAAACUAUUUAGAAGACUUAUUUUCCUGAACAAUCAAGGCACAGUACAAUCAGAAGCUCGUUUGAAGAUACUAAAAUCGAGGAAAGGAAAGCCGAAGAAAGUGGUUGACAUUGGAUAUUUGGCUAGUGACUACCUCAUUUAUAUGACUGUUGGAGUGGCUCUGGCAGCACCAGAAAAUUCAGUGUGUCAUGUAGCAGUAAUUGGUCUGAGAGGUGGUGGUCUAUGCAGUUUCAUACAACACUGUUUUACAAAGAUUCGAAUAACAGCUGUAGAUAUAGACCCAGUUAUGUUGGAAAUUGCAACAAAUUAUUUUGGGCUGGUUCAAGAUGAGCGCUUGGGCGUAUACAUUCGUGAUGGCAUUCAGUAUAUUCAACAGGCAGCAGAGAAGGGUACAACAUUCGACGUAGUGUUGUUUGAUGUUGACAGUAAGAAUCAUACACUUGUUAUGAGCUGCCCUCCAAAGGAAUUUCUGGAGCCAGAUGUUCUGCAGGCAGUUAAAACAUGCAUUGGAGAGACAGGGUUCUUCGUGCUGAAUCUUGUGUGCCCAAAUGUGGAUUUGAGGAUGCAGGCACUCAAGAACCUCACUGCAGUCUUCGACUCUGUAAGCUCUUUCAAACUUGAACAAGAAGUUAGUGAAAUAGUGUUUUGUUGUGGCUUUAAGGUUGUAACUGGUGAUGAGUGGCGUAGUUUGAUUGAAGCUGCUGCGGUAAAAGUUAAUGCUCUUGCAAAGAAGCGAAAAUUGCAGACAGAUAAUUUGGUCGAUGUCACUAACCUUGUCAGUUCCCUUCAAAUUAGUACAUGAAUCCUGAAGAAGUAAUUGAAAUAGCUGUUACAACAUGGUGACUUCAUUGUUGUGAUAAAAGUAUAUACUGUGGAGUUUCGAAGCUAUACUGAAAG